Molecule: messenger RNA, 1011 nt
Organism: Trichoplusia ni (cabbage looper)
Lineage: Eukaryota; Metazoa; Arthropoda; Insecta; Lepidoptera; Noctuidae
Product: protein-lysine methyltransferase METTL21D-like
Exons: 3
Coding region: 201-881 (226 amino acids)
Biological process (GO): peptidyl-lysine methylation
Cellular component (GO): cytoplasm; cytosol
Molecular function (GO): protein-lysine N-methyltransferase activity
Source: RefSeq, a predicted model, not a curated record
UGUCAGGUCACUUGUCAUAGUUGUCAUUCUGUCGAUUUGUUGCAAUAUUGACGGUUAAUAAUUUAUAUUCAUAAUUUUGCGCGAAAAGUGCAGAUCGUAAAUCAACUUUUCUAUUACAUUUAUAAAGAAAUCAUAUUAUACUAAUAAGUUAAUCAUGUUAACCGUGUAAAAUGAUAUUGACAUAAAAAAAAUCUACUAGAAUGUCGUAUAGAAAAUCAUAUUCACAACCAAAUGAUCACUUCUCAAGAGAAAUUGAUAUCGAAGUUUGUUUGAAAACAUUGAAAAUUUACCAAAAAUUAGAAGGAGAUGUGAAUUGCGUAGUGUGGGAUGCAUCUUUGGUACUUGCUAAAUAUCUUGAAACCAUGAGUCAGAAUAAAUCUGACUUUCUUAGUGGCAUGAAAGUCAUAGAAUUGGGUUCCGGAUUAGGAGUAGUUGGCUUAACUGCAGCUACAUUAGGGGCACAAGUAACUCUAACAGACUUGCCAGAAGCCUUGCCAUUGCUACGAAAAAAUAUAAAUGAAAAUAAAUACAAAAUCAGUAGUAUGGGUGGUUAUGCUAUAGCGGAAGCUUUAAUAUGGGGUGAGACUAGUCCCCUUUUCGAUGAGAAGUAUGAUAUGGUUCUGCUGGCUGAUUGUGUUUAUUAUGAAGAGGCUGUUGACCCUCUCAUAAAUACACUUAAAUGCUUAGUAAACAACUCUCAAGAUCAGCCAAUUGUUUAUUUAACACAGGAACUGAGGCAAACUGAAGCACAAAAGACAAUGUGGACCUCUUUUUAUGAUAAACUAUCUGAUUAUUUUUUUAUUAAACAGAUUCCUGAAGAGGAACAACAUGUAAACUACAAAAGCCCUGACAUACUUUUGUUAAAAUUAAGUAAGAAGUGAUUUAUGCACACAUGAACAGAAACCUAUAAUUUUUAUCCUAUUUUACUUUUUACAUAGCUCAAAUCAAGUCUUAUCUCAAAAUGCCUAGGGUUUAUUUUCUAGUGUAGUUUUUUUAUUUAUUUUGAAAUGA